AUGCAAAUUUUUCGUUUUCGAUCUCGUAGGUCCGAGACAACCAUUUACGCAUACGAUGCUCUUAUUUACCAGAACUACGAAAGCGAAGUCAAAGUAAAGGGAACACCCCUUGGCUACGUAUUUAGUCAGCUCGACAAUGUUAUUGGCGGCUGGGACUCAGUCUUGAGCGCAUCUUCGCGCUUUCUUGCUUCAUUCCGCGUCGAGGUGCUCGAAGAGCGUCUCAGUACAGACCGCAGCGUCGUUCGGAGCCUGGUCGUUGCCGCCCAACACUGGGAAGAGUUCCGCAAGGUCUUGAAUACCCAACUGCAGCGCCUUGAAUUCCUAGAAAAUGUAUAUGGCGACCCUAGGUGGGCUGAGGGUCGUGAGAACCAGUUCGAAACACUAUCUCUUGCUUCUGCAUACUUGCAAAAGCUUAAGGCCGUAGACUUUAGAAUACAGACCGAGUUAAUGCAAGAGACAGAUAGCCUUAUUCAGCGUGUCACAAACCUGAUAUCCAUUGACGAAGGCUAUCGAUCCAGGGAUCAGAAUGAGAGCAUCAGGCGAUUAACGUGGAUCACGUUUAUAUUCCUCCCACUCGUUUUCACUUCGGCGCUUUUCAGCAUGCAAAUCGAAAUCUUCACGGACCGGUCCCCUUGGCAAUACUACAUAUAUGUAUCCCUCGUUUUAAUGGCCCUGGUCUUUUGUGCCUAUUCUAUCCUGCGUUCCAGACGACGCGUUUUUUCCAUCGGCAUAGCCCUCGUCAGGUAUCCAGUCCGCAUACUGUAUGAUUUGACUCUUUUCAUAUUCCGGCGAUUUGUGGCAGGGAGUCCUACAGAGGACAAGACCGACGUCGAAAAGGAUGGCAAGUAUUUGAUUAAUGAAACUUCUACUGCCAUGGUCUUGAAAUGGGCAGCGAGAUCCGGCAAUGUGGAUACCUUACGCAACAUCCUCCAGGCUGGUAGGAGUGAAGGCAAGACAAAUAGCCCAGGCGCGUCCGGUGAGGCUCUGGUGAUGGCCAUCCAAAAUGGACACGUGGAAGCGGCAAAUAUACUCAUCGAGACGAAGGAGGGAUUGUUGUACGAAGAUGAAAACGGCGCCACGCCUCUACACUGGGCUGCGAAAGGUGGGCACUCAUCAAUAUGUCAGACACUGCUCCAACAUGGCGCCAAGCCCAACGCACGAAAUCUGGCCCUCGAAACGGCUCUGGACUGGGCUAUGGAUGGUGGUGAUGAGCGAACAAUCAACCUACUACUAAAGGGUGACAAGAAGUUUAGCCGCCUAGAUACCCUUAACCUACAAUCCCUCCACUUUAGCGCCCGUAUCGGAGACCUGGAUCGGGUGAAAGAGUUGUCCGAAAAGGGUAGCAGUCUCGAGAUGCGCGAUAAUAAGGGACAAACCACGCUAUUUCAUGCCGUUAAAGGAAGACAGCAUGCCAUUGUGAAGUGGUUGCUCAAGGAGGGCAAGGCCAAUGUCCAUGCCGUUGACAAAGAUGGUCUUUCAGCACUACAUGUCGCAGCACGACUGUUCGACGACAAGAUUGUCUCGUGGCUAAUCAAAAGCCGUGCUGAUGUCAAUGCACUCUCAAAUUUGCAUUUGACUCCUUUACACAUGAUUGCCGAUGCGAGCCAUCGUGAUAUGCUCCUAAUGUCCAAAAGUAGCGGCCUCCUCGUCCUAGAUCUACUAUGCGACAACGGCGCGAACAUCAACGCAGAGAAUAAAGAUGGCAGCCGCAUUACACAUCAAGCAGCGAGCGCCAGUUCAAUGGGCAGGGAACUACUCGAAGCAGCGAGCAGUCACGGCGCAGACCUCAACGCCCAAGACUUGGCUGGAAACUCGCCUGCCCACAGCGCUGCGGCAUGUGGUUCUCAACAGAGCCUAGAAUUUCUCUCCGGAAAGUCGGUGGACAUCAUCCAUUGCCGGAACGCAGCUGGUUACACACCUCUCAUGACAGCUGCGCUGCGCGGCCAGACCGCUGUCAUGCAGUACUUACUGGACUUGGGGGCCAGCUAUUCUCUGGCAGAUGCUGGCGGCCACUCGCUCGUCGAAUUGAGCAUUGGAUGGGGGAAUCCCGCCGUCAUGUCUGUCCUGCGUGGUGCCGGCGCCGAAUACGGUCCCGGCGCCGAAUACGGUCAGUUGACAGAGGACGCGCAUCCGGUAUGGGAGGCUGUCCGGAAUGGGCAGUCUGGGGCUGUAUUGGAGCAGCUCCUAGCAGGCGGUCUCAGUGUGGAACAUUCGCACAAUAGCGUGCGACUCCUGCACCGAGCCUUGGAGUCGGGCAAUGUUGAGGCGGCGACGGUCCUGUUAGAACGAGGUGCUGUUGUGGAUGCCGUCGACUCGUAUGGCUGGACGGCACUGCACUCAGCUGCCUUCGGAGGCAAGGUUGCGCCGCUGCUGCUUGUGUUGCAACGCGUACAGGACAGGGCACCCAAAGACAACCAAGGGUGGACUCCGUUAAAUAUAGCCGCCUUCUACAAACACACCGAGGUAGAAAAAGUGCUGGACCCGGAAGGCAAGAUGGAACGCGUUGCCCCGGCGUAUGCGUUGGCUUUGGCACCUUGGUUCAAGGCCACGGCGUCUUCCCAGCCUGAGGUCGGUCCACGGAGUAUAAAAGGCCUGGUCGAGGCACCUGGAGAUUAG
Molecule: messenger RNA, 2616 nt
Organism: Metarhizium brunneum ARSEF 3297
Lineage: Eukaryota; Fungi; Ascomycota; Sordariomycetes; Hypocreales; Clavicipitaceae
Source: RefSeq, a predicted model, not a curated record